AUGACCUGUGCAAACGAAGAGAGUAGUGAUGACAGCGAUCACAGUGCUGAGGAUAAUGAUGACGAUAAUGAUGAUGACGAGGAUGGAGAUGCCACGGAUUUCAUGGCUAUUGAUGACAAACCAGCAGCUAUUCCAGCAGCUAUUCCAGCAGCUAUUCCCAUGUGCACCCUCUCUUUGAAGAGCUUUAGAAGGAAGCUGAUUCAACAUUUUGAUAUACUUUGGCAUCACCAUGAAAUUGAAUGGCCAUCCAGGACUGGAGACAAGCCACCACCUGCAAUCAAUAAACCAACUGAAAGUAGACUUAAUAAAGGUAUUAGUCAACAAUACUUAAAGGGUAGUAGAAGUUGA
Cylindrotheca closterium is the source of this 348-nucleotide messenger RNA. Lineage: Eukaryota; Bacillariophyta; Bacillariophyceae; Bacillariales; Bacillariaceae. The record is from the annotation of a GenBank genome assembly.